AUGCCUCUACUCAUACAGGAGGAGGAGAAGAAGUCUGAAGCAGAUGAGGAGUACUUUGAUCUGUUCAACUCUUUUAAGGAGAAGUCUGCAGGCUUUGAUGGUUAUAGCAAGUGCGAGUGGCUGAGAUCUCAGGUUAUCGGGGCCGAUGCGGAGUUCGAUGGGCCUUUUGGACGCCGGAGGAUCACUUACUCCGAUCACACGGCAUCCGGGAGGUUCUUGAAGUUUGUUGAGGAGUUCUUUCAACGGAACGUCCUUCCUUUCUAUGGGAACACUCACACAGAAGACAGCUACGUGGGCCUCCACACGACCAAACUAGUGGACAAAUCGGCCAAAUUGAUAAAAAAAUGCAUGGGCUCAGGCCCAACCGACGCCCUCCUCUUCUGCGGCUCCGGAUCCACCGCCGCCAUCAAACGCUUACAAGAAGUCAUGGGCAUUGCCGUCCCCUCCACCGUCCGAUCAAUAAUCCUCAACCACCUCCCAUCGUCCGAUCGAUGGGUCGUUUUUGUGGGCCCAUACGAGCAUCACUCGAAUUUGCUGUCUUGGCGACAAAGCCUGGCCCAAGUCGUCGAAAUCGGGCUCAGUGACUCUGGUCUUGUCGAUAUAGAUAGUCUCCAAGAGGCCCUCAAGUCUUCAGAUUACAUUGGACGGCCCAAGCUUGGGUCCUUCUCGGCCUGUAGCAAUGUGUCCGGGAUUCACACGGACACGCGGGAGAUCGCGCGUGUCCUGCAUCAGCACGGUGCGUACGCAUGCUUCGACUUCGCCUGCAGUGGACCAUAUGCUAAUAUUGAUAUGAGAUCGGGGCAAUCGGACGGCUACGAUGCGGUGUUCUUGAGCCCACACAAGUUCAUUGGUGGGCCGGGGAGCCCCGGUAUACUUUUGAUGAGUGAAGCUCUAUAUAAGAUCAAGGGCUCACCUCCCUCCACGAGUGGUGGUGGUACUGUUCUAUAUGUUAGCGGACAUGAUAAGAAGGAUGUUGUCUACAGUGAUGACGUAGAGGAACGGGAAGACGCAGGUACCCCGGCAAUCGUGCAGAAGAUACGCGCAGCAAUGGCGUUCUCCGUUAAGGAGUGGAUGGGACACGUGUUCAUCCGAGAGAAGGAAUCCUGUCUGGUGCAACGAGCGCUGCAGCGGCUCCUGAGCAACCCGCACGUGCGGAUCCUAGGAAGCACUUGCACGGACAGGCAGCCAAUUAUCUCCUUCAACGUGUAUCCAGAAGGGCAACGUGGCAAGCAUCUGCACUGUCGAUUUGUGACGAAGUUGUUGAAUGACUUGUUCGGGAUCCAGGCUCGUGGGGGUUGCGCGUGCGCUGGGCCGUAUGGUCACGUGUUGCUCGGGAUUGAUAAAGCUCAAUCAAAACUCAUUAAAUCAGCGGUUGAGAGGGGAUACAAUGGGGUGAAGCCGGGAUGGACACGUGUGAGCUUCCCGUAUUACUCGUCCGCGGAAGAAAUGGAGUUUGUGGUGGGCGCGGUAGAGUUCGUAGCCUCACGUGGGCGUCGCUUCCUCCCUCUCUACAGUUUUGACUGGAAAACCGGCAAUUGGGAGUUUUCACACGAUCACAGAAACACGUUACCGUUGGAAUUGGAAGGGAAAAUGACUAGGAACUACGACGAUGUUAUGACCUUCGCUAGGGGUGUAGCCGAUGCUCUGCCAGAUCUCGUCGUGGCGGGAAGUAUUCCGGACUUUAUCGAUCCUCAACUUGUGACUUUCGUAGUAUAAA
This is a messenger RNA of Asparagus officinalis (garden asparagus), 1717 nucleotides long. Its product is annotated as probable cysteine desulfurase. NCBI's taxonomy places the organism in Eukaryota, Viridiplantae, Streptophyta, Magnoliopsida, Asparagales, Asparagaceae. Bases 1 to 1716 code for a protein of 571 amino acids. The record is from RefSeq and is a predicted model, not a curated record. The transcript has 5 exons.